Messenger RNA from Periophthalmus magnuspinnatus, 4155 nucleotides. RefSeq names its product nephronectin a (gene npnta). Gene Ontology annotation, molecular function: calcium ion binding. Lineage: Eukaryota; Metazoa; Chordata; Actinopteri; Gobiiformes; Gobiidae. The transcript has 13 exons. Gene Ontology annotation, cellular component: membrane. The record is from RefSeq and is a predicted model, not a curated record. Bases 278 to 2065 code for a protein of 595 amino acids.
GCGCGUCUGGGUGAGAGCUUCUGUGGAGCCGGAGUCCCGCUCUGACCGCGGUGGGAGCUGUUCUUUCAUUCAGGAGCGAGACACGGAGAGCUGCGCGUGCGGCUCCACAGCAGAGCAGAGUCCAGGCAGCGCACGGGCUUCUGCUGCUCUGGACGCGCAGAGGAGCGGGAGGAGCGCGUCUCUCUUUGUCCCACUCAGUUUGGUCUUUCUUUUUACAUUCAACUGUUACUUUGGACAUAUAUUGACCGUUUGAGCCCAGAUCCGGACUCUCCACACCAUGGAGCUGUGGAUAAAGUUGUUGUUGUUGUACAGCUGCUUCUUCGGGGCAAGUGCAGACUUUGACGGCAGGUGGCCGCGGCAGAUGGCCUCUUCCACCGGCUUGUGUCGCUACGGUGCCAGAGUGGACUGCUGCUGGGGCUGGACUCGCCGAUCCUGGGGUCAAUGCCAGCCUCUCUUCGCCUUUACUCACAGGGUAACCGGGAUAAGGUGCCAGCCCCAAGCCGUGUGCCAGGCAGGAUGCAAGCACGGAGAAUGUGUGGGACCAGACAAGUGCAAAUGCCACGCGGGCUUCACCGGCAAGACCUGCAAUCAAGAUCUGAACGAGUGCGGGUUGAAGCCGAGGCCUUGUAAACACAGAUGUAUGAACACGUACGGGAGCUUCAAAUGCUACUGCCUCAACGGAUACAUGCUCAUGCCCGACGGGAGCUGUGGAAAUGCGCGCACUUGUGGUAUGGCCAACUGCCAGUACGGCUGCGAGGUGCUGAAAGGAGAGGUCCGAUGUCAGUGUCCAUCACCCGGGCUCCAGCUGGCUCCGGACGGGCGGACCUGCGUGGAUGUGGAUGAGUGCGCGGCGGGAACAGCGGUGUGUCCACGCUUCAGGAAAUGCAUCAACACCUUCGGGAGCUACAUCUGCAAGUGUCACGACGGCUUUGACCUCCAAUACAUCAACGGGAAAUACCAGUGCAUAGAUGUGGAUGAGUGCUCCUUAGGCCAGAGCCAGUGCAGCCGCUUCACCACCUGCUACAACACCCCGGGCUCCUACAAGUGCAAAUGCAGAGAGGGCUACAGGUUGAUUGGCCACGACUGCAAAUCCAUUCCCAAAGUGGCCAUCGAACCUCCUCGACCAGGAAAGAACCAUCACCACAACUAUAUCCCUGAUUUCGAUUUCAGACGGACCACUACUGCGACGACUACUACUAACCCCCCAAUCACGGAAAAGAGAGUAUUCAGCCCCAGAUCCACUACGCCUACGACUACGACUACUCCUACGACCAAAGCACCACCGAAGAGGGUCACUCCGCCACCGCGCAAACCGGCUGUACCGACAAAAAAGCCGUUCGUGCCAACCAGGAAGCCCCCAGUGCCCACACGCAAACCCUACGUCCCGCCCAAACCUGCCCCGCCACCCACAAGACGCCCCUUCGUGCCUCCACCGCCCGCCCCGGUAACGCCAGUGGACAACACCAUCAACAAGGAGGUCACCAAGCAGAGGGGCGACGUGCACAUUCCCCGGAAUCAUGGCCACAACGCAGUGCUGGGGAUCGACUUUGACAUUGAGCUCGGCAACACGGCGGACGAGAGCAAGGACGACCCAGGUGCGGGUUUCCUCAGCUGCUCCUUUGAUGACGGACUGUGCGGCUGGAUUAGGGACAAAGACGGAGACGUGCACUGGGAGACGACACCCGAUCCAUCAGGUGGCAGAUAUCUCACCAUCCCUGAGGUGGGCAAUAAGAGGACGGGGAGGGGUGCGAGGCUCGUGCUCCCUCUGACUCCGCCCUGGGACGAUGGGAAUCUGUGCCUGUCGUUCCGGCACAAGCUGGCGGGACACCACGUGGGAAUGCUGCAGGUGUUUGUGAAGAAGGGCAAACAGUACAGCCCGGCCGUGUGGGGGCGCACCGGGGGCAACGGCUGGAGGCACACGCAGAUCACCCUAUGGGGAACGGGACUCGAAAGCGUCAUCCUGAAGGGGGAGCGUGGGCGCGGUCGGAGCGGAGAAAUGGCCGUGGACGACAUCACACUGAGGAAAGGCUCGUGCACAGAGGAACACAAUCUGAGGAGACUCUGACUGGGCUCACGCAAUGGACCGGAGGCACCAAAAGGGGGCGAUCUCAAAGACAUGUGACUGUACUGAUGCUCCCACUGGUCCUGCCUUGUCCGUCAACAAUCCCCCCCCGUCACCCUGGUUGCCAAUCUCAACCGACGCGUCACCCUCACUUUUGAUUUUGUCAUUUUGUAACCUGCAUGCACCUACUUCCCAAGAGAUGCCUCGAUAGAUACAGUCGGCAUCCGAGGGAACGCCCGCUAACGUAAGGUCCGAACGCUUUUGUGGGGGAAACGUACCAUUCAUCUGCGAACUUUGAGGGUUAUAUCGUGCCAAAUACAAAAACACAAAGACAUGAAAAGGAAUAAAGUACUCCAACGCUAUAAAUUUGUAUAAAUAUCCACGAAUGCUAACGUAGAUUCAUCUGCGCUACAUGUACCACAAAGCUAGCGACACAUGCUGUAUUUUAAGAUCAACAGACCGAUCAGUUAACUACUUUUGUGGAGUAACACCAUGUCAGGAAUGUCUUUUAAGGUUCAAUUAUGAAAACUUACGAUCUCUCCAUAUGUUUAAGAGUACAUGCCCACGCCUCUCGUACAAGGCCCCGCCCCCAGGAAGCUCUGUGCCGCGACCUCUAAAGGGGGAGUGGCUUAGCUUAGAGCGGGGAGCAAGGGAGUAUCAAAAAUGAAAUUGAAACUAAUCACACAUUUUAAUUCAUUAUUAUCAGCGACUAUAGUAUUUUUAAAACCAUAAAAAUAAACGAGGCAAUCUGAGUAUGUUAAAGAUUAAUGCCCCUUAUAAUUGUAAUACUGUACACUCUUUAAAGGGACGAUAUUACGCUAUUUUCUGAUCUAUGUUAUAAAGUUUCUCCAUCAAAAACACACCUGGAGUUGUGUUUUGUUUCAUGCACACUCGUUAAGGUUGUGUUCCACCUUGUGAUGUCAUGGGGAAAUACAGGAAGUGCUCCAUACACUCCAUGAACCUUCACUAAAAUCACAUGGAUGACGUCUGAAUGAACUGAAUAAAAGGUAAAAAGUUGUAGUUAACUUGAAAACUACCACUUCAUGACAUCACAAGGUGGAACAGAGCAUUUUGAGCUUUUGGAGAUGGAGACAAACCGAUAAUCCAGGAUCGCUCAAGCGUUUGUAAAAGAAACAAAACACAACUUCAGGUCUGUUUUUGAUGAGGAAACAAGUUUAUAACCCGGCCCCUGCUGUGACGCGUCGCCAACUGUAUCUAUGGCAGUCAAACCUUUUUUUUUUUUUUUUUUUUGGGAACAUAAUGUAUUCCCGCACAGAGAAAUCCACAUUCAGGCAUCUGCACUGCCUUUGAUUCCUUCGCCAAGAGCCAUUGCCUUUUCAUUGGUCGACUUAAAACAUUUGUCCAGAAGGGGCCUAUCAGCAAAAUAAGGGAGGUGGGUUUUAAGCCUGGAUUAGACUAAUACAUAUGUAAAGGAUUUUUCCCUCCCUGUCUUAUCCUCAAAUCGGAUGAAAACUAAAACAAUUCACAAAAGAAAAAAAAUCGGCACAGCACCGUUCCCCCACAGCUAUUUUGAAUAAAGCGUCACUUUUUUUUUUUUUCUUUUUUUGGUAACUUUCGGCUGUCCUAGUUUUUCAUUUGAAAGAAGACACUUUAAAACAUUUAGCUAAUUUUCUGUCAUGUUUUAUUGAAGGCUCACACAAUACUGUCAACUCUCCCCAGCUCCGCUUUUCAAAUACUUGAAACUUGUCACAGUCGAAACAUAAUUUUGACACUUUGCGAUUACACGGUUCCUUUUACCGCUCAGUACGUGCUUUGUUAUAUUCAGUGAAGUUUGUUAUAAAGACCACUUUUUAGGCAUUCACAAAGUGUACAAUGUAAAUGUAUGUAGUUGUGUGUAUGUACAUACUCCUGUGCUGUGUUUUUUAUGGUAAUCGUUCGAUGAAUAUUCAUUGGACUCUUGGCAGUGUUCCUACAGGUGAGCCUUAUAUCUCUGUGGUAUGGUGGAGUAAUGCUUGUGACUUGCAGAGCACAUAGUUGCAUUUGUAUGUUGUUCUAGUGGAGACCGUAGGCUGGAGUUAAAAGGUUCUGUAUGCAUGGGGUUAUUCGCCACAUUCAAGAUACACUGUUACUAU